This is a messenger RNA of Moneuplotes crassus, 642 nucleotides long. NCBI's taxonomy places the organism in Eukaryota, Ciliophora, Spirotrichea, Euplotida, Euplotidae. The record is from the annotation of a GenBank genome assembly.
AUAAAAUAUUCUAAAAAUAAAGAUGUUCUUGGUAAAAUGGUUCAAAGGUAUCCUAGGCUCUCUAGGAUUGUAUCAGAAGAGCGGAGACUUAGUCUUCCUUGGCCUUGAUAAUGCAGGAAAGACCACCCUGCUUCAUGUAUUGAAGGAGGACACUUAUACACAGACAGAUUCCACUAUCCAACCUCAUUCUGAGGAACUUACUAUUGGAAAUGUAAGAUUUAAUACGUUCGACCUUGGAGGUCAUGAAGUUGCCAGGAAAAUCUGGAAGAAUUAUGUCGGAGCAGUCAACGGGAUCAUCUUCAUGAUUGAUGUAACCGAUCAUGAGAGAAUGGACCUUGCAAAGCUGGAACUCAAUAAACUACUUGAAAUUCCAGAGCUCAAUGAGACACCAAUUUGAGUACUAGGUAACAAGGUUGAUAAGAAGGGAUCCCUUACAGAAGAAGAACUAAGAGAGGAACUAGGACUUCUUCCCCACCAGACCUACGGAAAGGAUGGAGGCAUGAACGCAGAUGCCAGAAGAGUAGAGGUCUUCAUGUGCAGUGUUCUCAAAAGAGCUGGUUAUCAGGAAGGUUUCCAAUGGAUCUCAGAGUUUUUAGAUUAGGAAAAUACCAUAAAAUUAUAAUUUAUCGCAGGUAAUAAUAU